Molecule: messenger RNA, 1126 nt
Organism: Maylandia zebra (zebra mbuna)
Lineage: Eukaryota; Metazoa; Chordata; Actinopteri; Cichliformes; Cichlidae
Source: RefSeq, a predicted model, not a curated record
AUGGAAGCCACGCUGGGUGAACAGACUGCUGUAGGUUUUUCAGCAGGGACUGAAGGACCUGAACAGCGACAGGAGCUGGAAGCCUCUGACGAAGCUGUCACGUUCAUGUCCGGCAUCGAGCCUGCCGAGCUGCAGAAGUGUGUGUUUGCAGACUCGCUGGUGACUGUAUCAGAGGGGGGGAGAGAGCUGGGGGAGUUCAGUGUGACGGUGGAGUUUGCCCGGAGAGAGCAGCCAUGCAUGAUGCUUCAUGCUCAGAGCCACGGAGCCAUUGAUGACUGCCCCUGUGGGACAGCAGUGACAGCCUACCUAACGACUGACCUGGACGUGCUGGAGGAAGAUCACCAUGAAUAUGUCAAGCUCGAGGGCCAUAGUGUGGACAAGAGGUGUCACAUGGUGCAGUGUGAUGGGCAGAUGGUGAUCCAUAAGGUGGUUGGGGAGAGGGAGGAGGUGACAGAAGAGAGCAUGUCCUAUCCCAUGUCUGUCCUGAGAGGGCUGGUAACUGAGGGCUCCAGCUUGCUGCUGAUGCGCCUGAUCGCUCUGAGGAGGAAGAUGCCAGAAAACAUGACGUUUGUCUCCUUAGACCCAGGAUUACACAUAAUUAACACCUCUUUUAGAGAGCUGGAUCAGAGGCAGCUAGAGGUCGGGGGUGAGCUCCUGGAUGUAUUUGGGGUAGAGAGGAUUAUUCAGUCCAUGGAGGGCAGCCCCAGUACCUGGCAGUGCUACUUCCUGGAUGAUGGGCAUCUGGUGACCAGAGUUCAGGUGGGGUCACCAGUCACCAUGAGACUUCUAGAGUUGCCAUCAAAGGCAGAAAAAGGUUACACACAUCCCCCACACACAUAUUCACACAUAAGAGGUAUGAUUCCAAUGAAAGAUUCAAUCCCCCUUGUGUGGGAGGAAGACAUGCAGAUGCGUUCUAAGUUUCUGGACAGAAAGGAAGAGCUUAAGGCCGACCACUCCUCAUACUUGAGACAGCAUCCAGAGAUUCGAGCACUAAUAUCUGACUUCCUGCAGUUGCUGUUGUUGAGGAAACCAGACGACGUCUUUCUGUUUGCCAGAGAGUACUUCACCCCUUUUGCCUCCAAUCAUCCUGCAGACGCAGACCAGGAAGCCCAGUCCCUCUAGUCAC